GUUGUGUGUGAAAUUUAUUGAUUAUUAUAGUCAUAUUUAGGACCAGCUGGCCAGUCUGCGCUCCACAAAUUAACUUUACCAACAUGAACCAUCAACAACUCUCCGAAAAUCAGGCUCAUUGUUGCAGUUCAACAACGGCGAGAACAUCGAGCAACAGGAUGAAUACAGCGAUAUUAAACAAUUCAUUUAAGUACGUGGUUAUGGACUUUGAGUUUACGGUGUUAGAAAAAAACAAACACGUUUUAAUCUGCGGGGCCAUGUCCAAUAGUUUAGACUGUUUUAAACUAGUUAAACUAGAGGGGCGGCCUUUGUUAUUAACUGACAAAAUAAUCCGUCCCAUUAUUGACCGAGAACAAUCUUGGGCUGUGAAGAGAAUAAUGAAGAUUUUUGGAUGGCCAUCGGCAAAAGCUGAGAUCUUCUUGUCGCAAAUAUAUGACAAAAUAUCGAUAGGCUCGGUCAAUAAGAAUGGCCGAAUGUUAAACUUACUAGAAACGCACGACCUAUGUUGUAAAACUGACCACAAAAUCACACAUGUUCAUGAUCCUUCCGCUGACGUAAUACUAACUAAAUAUCUUUUUCACAAACUUAUCAGAAAAAUUUCUUACACUAACUUAAUAAACGAAUUACCAUAA
Molecule: messenger RNA, 632 nt
Organism: Melanaphis sacchari
Lineage: Eukaryota; Metazoa; Arthropoda; Insecta; Hemiptera; Aphididae
Exons: 4
Coding region: 84-632 (182 amino acids)
Source: RefSeq, a predicted model, not a curated record